GGACGACAGGGGACGGAUGGAACUUUAUUCCCAUUAGUCAGAAAAAAAAAUUGGGGGGAAGUGGGCGGUUGUUUACUUGAGUGGUGGUGUCCGUUGGGGGAAACCAGGGCUUUAGCCAAUGGGGAUUGAACUGUUGGGUAUAUAAAGAGACUUCACCAAAAGUUAUAUCUCAACGCUUUGAGUUACUCAAACCCAACAUGACUGGUCGUGGCAAAGGAGGUAAAGGUCUUGGCAAAGGUGGCGCUAAACGUCAUCGUAAAGUUUUGCGUGACAACAUCCAGGGUAUCACUAAACCUGCUAUCCGUCGUCUUGCCCGUCGUGGUGGUGUCAAGCGAAUUUCUGGUUUGAUCUACGAAGAGACACGUGGUGUUUUGAAGGUGUUCCUUGAAAAUGUCAUUCGUGACGCUGUGACAUACACGGAACACGCCAAGAGAAAGACGGUGACGGCUAUGGAUGUCGUAUACGCGCUGAAACGCCAAGGACGCACUUUAUACGGUUUUGGCGGUUAAAUCUCGUUUGUUUCGGUCUGACCUAAAUACAACCGGCCCUUCUCAGGGCCAUCAAAA
Messenger RNA from Daphnia magna, 566 nucleotides. RefSeq names its product histone H4. The transcript has a single exon. The coding region runs from base 198 to 509 and encodes 103 amino acids. Gene Ontology annotation, cellular component: nucleosome. Gene Ontology annotation, biological process: nucleosome assembly. The record is from RefSeq and is a predicted model, not a curated record. Gene Ontology annotation, molecular function: structural constituent of chromatin; protein heterodimerization activity; DNA binding. Lineage: Eukaryota; Metazoa; Arthropoda; Branchiopoda; Diplostraca; Daphniidae.